This is a messenger RNA of Verticillium alfalfae VaMs.102, 1052 nucleotides long. RefSeq lists its product as hypothetical. The record is from RefSeq and is a predicted model, not a curated record. Lineage: Eukaryota; Fungi; Ascomycota; Sordariomycetes; Glomerellales; Plectosphaerellaceae. The transcript has 2 exons. The coding region runs from base 1 to 921 and encodes 306 amino acids.
AUGAGCACUCAUCACCUCGAGGAAAUAUCAAGCGGAUAUAGUGAGCGCGCGCCUUUGCACCUCGACCAGUCUCCUCCGGGCACUACUCUCCCUCCGAUCGAGAAUUCAUUUAUCGAGAGAUACAAUAUCGCUUGCGAUGCGGAGGAUGACGACGAAGCGGACACGCUUUCCGACGAGAUUCUAGACGCCGUCGUUGAGGCGGGAAGGCCAACUUUUGACCAAAUCGCCCCGCCGCCUGCGCCCGGCGCCACUGUCUCGACCGAUCUCCAUACUCUCUUCUUUCCAGACGAAUUCUCCUUUUGCUUUAGAGCCUUGGACGGCAAGGCAGACCUAAUUCGCAGUGACAGCAAUGACACGCAUGAUAGCGCCUCUCUUGACCCAUUAGGCCGCCCAUUCCAACUCAACGUUGAUCAUGACUUCACUCUGCCGAGAUUCUCCACCAAGGACAUUCGCGUCCUCAAGAACAUUCUCUACAACGGCUACAUUGCACGGAGCUCGAAUGCCUCUGGAAGAUCACUGUCUCUCUAUGCGACCACUAUCCGCGUCCCAAAACUCCUCGGACUCAUUGAAGUAGCCGACCGAAAGGGAGCCGUUGGAUUUGUGGAGGAGUUUAUCCCAGUCUCGGCUACCUGGGAGCUAACGAUACUGCGAAAUAUCGAGGCGGCUUCUGAUAUCGCAAAGGAUCGUCGCAAGAAGUGGGCUUUGCAGGUCCAAGAGACUGUCCACGUGUUGCAUCAGAUCGGAGCCGUGUGGGGCGAUGGCAAGGCAUCAAACGUACUGAUCCAUCGCGACACCGACGAUGCUUGGAUCAUUGACUUUGGUGGCGGAUGGACAGAUGGUUGGGCAACCCGGGAACUGAGCGGGACGGUGGAGGGUGACGAGAUGGCCGUGAAAAAGAUCUUUGAUUUCUUGGAAGUUUGACAGAAACAUUCCUGGUCUUAUAGAACGUUGUCAGGUGGAAAGACAGAGCGUUAGCCAAGCAGUUUCGUAGAGUUGGAAGACUGUUCAUGAAUCCGGAUGGCCCAUCUGGUUUGUCCCCAUGUGGAUUUGAU